UUUGCCGCCUCUGCCUUCAAUCACAAUGGGUCCGUUUUCCUCUCCUCAUCGGACAGUCCCGUCGCCGCCGACGAGCUCUGACGGCGAGGCCAAGCGCUGCUCGAUACCCUAACCCCAACCCAGCCAACUCCCAACCCUAAUUCUAACUCCCCCGCCAUGGAGGAUGCCCUCAUGCCGCCGGUGCCUCCUGCCCCUCUUGCGGCAGCCGCCGCCGCCCCAACCAAUCUUUUCCUCACUCGCCGUCGAUCACAUCUCGACAGCGCCUCCUACCGCACGCUCUCUCGGCUCUUCUCCCACUGCCUCCACCUCCACCCUCAGCACCAUGCGGUCCCGGCGCAUCCGGAGGUCCAGACCGCCGCCGCCAACCCUAUCUGCGAUGACUCACAGGGGGGCUCGGUGCCGCCUAAGGACGCCGAGUUUGGGCAUCUAGCAGAGGAGUCGGCUGUAGUAAGCACUUCUGUCCCUGAGGCUCCCGUACCCUCGGUAGCCGCCGGGAACCCUAUUGCCGACCUGGACGUGGCACCACAGGGAUCCGUUGUGGAGCAUGAGGUCGCUGGGGUUGAGCAGGUAGAGGACAUGGUUGUUGUAGGAAGCGCCUGCCGUAAGCCAGGUGCGUUAGUUGACGAGUUCAGCGGUGAAGCUGAACUUGUGGGGGCAGACGAUGUUUUGAGGACGAUGAAGGCUUGUUUGGAGGGGGAGGCUGAGGAAUCGGCAGAGGUAGCGGUCGUCGAUGAUGAUGGACAUCUGCUGCUUGACACAAUGAUGACCAACUUCUCAGGGUUGAUCGGUGAUGCCAGUGGCGGCACAGCAUCCUAUGGGGUUUCUGAAGGUGAGCCACAGAAUGAUGGCAAGAUAGCCGAUGGGGUGACAAAAUUGGGAGUUGGAAUUGAAGAAGACAGACCGUUGGGCAAUUUGGAUCAUCAGUCGAUUAAUGCUGGUGGCGGGUUUGAGGAAGGAGAGAUUGAGGGUGACUUGCAGGAUUUGGACAAUGGAUCUGAUGAUUCGGAGCUUCAAGAUGCAGAUGAUGAGAAAUUACAGGAGGAUUGUGAUACCAGAGGGUCUGGGGAGAAUGAAUCAUCUGGACAUGACACGCGGUGUCUGAAUUUGCUUUCAACGCCUGAAAUCAAAGGGACCAGUGAUCUUAAUCUUAUACUGGACAAGGAAGAUACUAUCAAGGGUGAUGCGCUAAUGCAUGAUCCCAGGACGCAAGUAGUCAGUUACGAUGAAAUUGUGGAAUGGAAUGAGACUCCAGUGCAUGAUGCUGAGGCUCCUAGAGGAGGGGGAAGAAAACGACAUUUGACAGAGGAAAGAAAGGCUAAGAAGACGAAAAAUAAACGAGUUAAGAGAGCACAGCAACGGGUAGCUGAUGGUGUGAAAAGACUGAAACUUGCGCCAAUUAUGAAGCCAAAAGUAGUGAAGUAUUGCCACUUCUACUUGAACGGGAAGUGCCAGCAGGGCAACACUUGCAAGUUCUCCCAUGAUACUACACCUUUGACAAAAUCUAAGCCGUGCACACAUUUUGCACGUGGUUCUUGUUUGAAAGGAGAUGAUUGUCCUUAUGAUCAUGACCUGUCAAAGUACCCUUGCCACAAUUUUGUGGAAAAUGGAACGUGCUUCAGGGGUGAUAAAUGCAAAUUUUCUCAUGUGGUCCCAACUGCAGAUGGUCCUUCCAAAUCGGAUGCAAAGAAAUCUGAUAUGUCAUUGGUGUCUGAAAAAACAAUCAGCAGAGAUCAAACAAGUAGUCAGAAAACAUUGGCAGUGCAUGAUGGUGAACAUGUAACCUCUGCUCCUACCAAACCUAACUCCAUUCUUCAAAACCUUGCCGGCAGCUCAGUAAAUGCUCAAAAAGCAUCAGCUCGUACACCAAAGGGUGUACAGUUUCGUACUUCUAGUAAAGACAGAUCAGAUUAUAGCAUGCUGCAUCAGGAUGCUCCGCCCAUCGAGAAGCGUAUGCUUACAAAUGGCAGUAAAUAUAAGAAUUUUGGUGGGCCACAGGCUGCAGAAGGGGAUAAAAAUGUCAAUCCAAAUAGACAGAGACAGAGCUCAGCGCCACUUCUCGAUGAGAAGAACUCAUUCAAAGAAGAUAGUUCACAUCAAAGGAAAAGUUUGCUUACUGACUCUACUGCAGUGCUUGGAUCAGUAAACACUCAGCACGAAGUUUCAGAGGCUUCUAGAAUUCUGCAGGAAUUCUUGUUUGGUGCUGGCAGUUAGAGGAAACUCAGGAAAGUGUGAAUAUACUACUCUUGGUACCUGUAGACUAUUUCUUUCGUUGUGCAGUAUAUCUGGCUCUUGUCUAGUGAUGAAUUCAUCCGCAUGAGUGUGCGGUUUGUUUUGAUACUUUCGGCCCAGUUUUCUUGUUGUAACUGCACAUUGCAAUUGAUAUAAUCUGGUACGUUAACAGAAAUACAAUAUGAUUUUUUUGUUGCCAAGAAAUUUCACAAAAUUGUUUUUGCAGAACUAGGCUAAGAGUCACAAUGGGUACAUGAAGUUUGAUUAUUGUCAACUCACUUCUGUAAUGUUGGAUGUAAGCUUGCUGGUAUGAUGAAUUCCUUCUUUAAUCCUCCACCUUUCACAUGUGAUUCUUAUGAACCACACUUGGGAAGUUGCUCCGAGUUAAUUGACUCUAGAUUUUGAAAUGUUUCCUUUUCAUAGUUGAUAUGUUAGCAAAAUCUGUUAGUUUGCAAAUAUUUCUUCAUUUCUUUGCGAAAUUUGAGGACGUAGUGUUGAAUCUUGAUACUUGAUUUUUACAGUCUGUUCCAAAUUUUAAGAUGUUGUAGUUUUUCUGAAUCUUAUCUAUCUAGAGGCAUCUCAGUGUGUCUGUUCACUCAUUUCAGUCCGUAUGUAGUCCAUAUUGAAAUAUCGAAAACAUCUUAUAAUUUGGAACUGAGGGAGUAUUCAUAAUGAGGAAUUAUACAUCUCUGGUAAAACAUUUUAUUUUUACUUGUGAUUACUCACUACCUCCCUAGACAUAAGUUUGAGCAUGAGUUUUAUCAUAUUCUUUUGAAACUGUUGGGGCUAAUGGUUUGCUGAAGCAGCUGUUUUGCUUCUCCGGCCACCAUUUAGGAUGGUCUAACAACAUUUUGGAGAUAUUAUGUUUAAAUAAUUUUACUAAUUAAUUCAACUUUAAUUCAUAUGAUACUCCCUCUGUUCUUAUAAGACGUUUUAGCAAUUUUACUACUCCCUCCGAUCCAUAUUAAUUGACUUCAAUAUGGAUGUAUCUAGAACUAAAAUGUGUCUAGAUACAUCCAUAUUAGAGUCAAUUAAUAUGAACCGGAGGGAGUAGUUAAUUCAACUUCACUUCAUAUGAUACUCCCUCUAGUCCUUUUUAUAACAGAGGAAGUAGUAGACAGCUGGUCAAGAUGCAAGUGGUCCGGUUGACCGAACCUGUAUUUUGGCACCAUUAGGGUAGUGGGGCGACCCGCGAAAUUUCAGGUCCAGCGAGGGUAAUACCCUUUCGGCCCUGGGGUCGAACCGUACCUGCACGCUGCUCUUAGCGACAUGAAUGUGCCGCCAAAGGACCAAGAAGCCGCCGGCCGCUGCGAGGCGCGCACAGCGUGGGAGCGCCUAGAGCUUGUCAGAGUAGAGCCUCAACCCCCCGUCAGCUUCUCCACCCUUUGGCUGCUCCCUCCCCUCCUGUCUUCAAGUCGCCCCCACCACUGGAGCAGUGCAAGACGCCCACCGCCGGAGCGCUGCGGUAUGCACUCGCAGCCAAGGGCGCCAUUAGCUCGCGCACCAUGCCGUCCCCUGCCCCUUCUCUUGUAGCUGCUCUCCCCUGUGGCUGCCCCUCCAACCUUGACCUCUCCUCUGUCCUCUCCAUCUGCCGUCGUUGAUACCCAACCGUACAGCAGUCAACCAAGCAUUUAGCUCGUAUGAAAUACAUGGCCGCACGGUACUAGUGCAGAUUCAAUCACUCACACAAACACUCAGGCAAACCAACGCAAACAAAGCUAAGAAUUGCUUAUGGCGCCCACAAAGCACACAGGAGUAGAGCAGGAGGGCCGAACCUCCAAUUCUACUACAGGUACGGUGGUCCAAUAACAGGGCUGGACUGCACCGCUCCCUUUGCAUCUUGAACAGCUGAGAAGGUUUCUUGGUUUGAAUUCUAUGCUCAGAGUUAAAAUGCAAAAAUUUCCUGUUCUUUUUAUUUUCUAAAACGGUCUUUUAUAGCAACCACCCAGGACGGGACCAGACUGGUACUGGUUUUCGCCUGUCCUAUCGGCAGUUAGAAAGUAGCUUUUAUGAAAACACAUUUUUCAUGGCUAUAUAAUUGAAUGUAGUUAAAGUAAUUUCCAUGUGACAAAUCUACUUUUUCACUUUUAGUAGGUUUAUUCUAAAUCGAAGUACUCCCUCCGUCCCAUCAAAAUUGUCUCAACUUUAUCAAAAUUUGGAUGUAUCUAGACACUAUCUAGUAGGUAGAUACAUCCAAAUUUUAACAAAGUUGAGACAGUUUUGGUGGGACGGAGGGAGUAUUAGCCUUUUCAACUCCAUUUUUAAGUGGUUACUGGUUAGUGAAAUUUGAGAGUGACUUCUAUUACAACCUACAGUAGGGUAUGUUCAGUUUAGUUCCUUCUCAAACAAAUCAUCUUAACAUUCGUCCAAGAUAUUUUUGUUUGGAGAAAUACAGUCUAAGGCCUGUAGAAAUAUUGAAUCAGAUCUCGUUAUUUAUUUCCUGGGUCCAUUGGUUGCGUGAUAAGUUUAUCUGCAGCGUUGGCAUGGAAUCUGAUGUAGUUUCUUUAUUUGUAUCAUGGAAAAAUUAAGCUACACUGGCUCACAAGGCGAAAUGCUGGAGAUUUGAUGUCAUUAUUCAGUUCCUAACAAAGGCUGGUUUAUAGGACCUCUUGUCAGGUUGAUUCAGUACGUACACAUUACUUCUGUUGGGCUGUCUAUUAAAAGAUGCUUCCCCAUGGACACGCCCCGUGCAGCAGACGGUGUUUAGCUGCUUUGUUAUAAAAAUUAAGUAUCUACUGUGCUUAUCAGAAGUAGGGAAAAGGAAUAUGUAUGUUUUUCUGCUUUCAGGGCCUCGAGAUUCCUCUGGCAAAGUAAGCGUUACUUUGUUGCCCCGUGAUAAUGGCAGCUAAAGCUUGCAAUUUUAUUCUUGAUCAAUAUGAUUUUAGGCACACCUGAGCCAGAACCAUGGGUCCUCUGCUGGAGACUGGUGUUAGCCUAGUGCAUUGGAUGGUUUGAACUUACAUGCAUUGCAGUGCCUGGGAGGCCAGGAUCUCUUAUCUCUUGGUUCAGAAUUGCUCGUGGAACUCCUCUGGAGUCCGUGGGGCACAAGGACAGGCAGAAUCAAAAGUGUCCCAAGUAUUAGCUGGACUGCGUAUGGUUUAUUGCUUCAUCGGAGGCUUCGCCCCAACCUACCCUGUGCCUACUUGCUGUCGAAGUCUCAGAUGUUAUCGAAUCAAGUUUGAAUUACGUUUCACAUGAUCACUGAGAGAGGCUCACAUGGCAUUUCAUCAUCUCAGGAUUUGCCAUACGAAGGAGACAUCUGAGUUAUGUCUCUCUCUAACCCUGCUACCAGUGGCUCGGUACCGUUACUGUCUAUCUCACUACAUAGUCAGAGUCUUAAUUGCACUGUAUGAUGAUGAUGAUGAUGAUAUAUUUUUUCACCUGAGGUGUAUUUUUGUAUCUUAGUAUUGGGAUAUUUCUGUCACACUCGUGAAAGCAAUUGAUCCCAACCUUUUGCACCUGAA
Molecule: messenger RNA, 5693 nt
Organism: Lolium perenne
Lineage: Eukaryota; Viridiplantae; Streptophyta; Magnoliopsida; Poales; Poaceae
Product: zinc finger CCCH domain-containing protein 7
Biological process (GO): negative regulation of DNA-templated transcription
Cellular component (GO): nucleus
Molecular function (GO): metal ion binding; RNA binding
Source: RefSeq, a predicted model, not a curated record